This is a messenger RNA of Auanema sp. JU1783, 1047 nucleotides long. NCBI's taxonomy places the organism in Eukaryota, Metazoa, Nematoda, Chromadorea, Rhabditida, Rhabditidae. The record is from the annotation of a GenBank genome assembly.
AUGUCUUCAACUCAACUUGUUCCUUCUGGGGUAGUCCCAGAGAAGCAAAAACUACUGGUAAUCACAUGGGAACAUCUGAAUCUGUAUAAGUUCUACCCACUUGCUCUAGCAUCUUCUUGGUCUAUAAGAUGUUUAUUAUAUCCUAUGUCUGUUGUUAAGAGCAGGUUGCAACUUCAACGUCAGAACAAUGUCUACAAAGGAAUGAGACAUGCUUUCGUGGAAAUUCUGAGAACUGAAGGAGUGAGUGCUUUGUAUCGCGGUUUCUGGAUGACACUUCCUCAACUAUCUGCUUCCUUCUUAUAUUCUUCAACUUAUGAAAGAACUCGAGAUCUACUUCAAACUCACCUCGGAAUCAGGAAUCCUUCAUUACUGUCAGCUCUUGCUGGAGGAAUAGCCUCACCAUGCGCUCAACUGGUUUUCGUUCCAACAGAUAUUGUAGCUCAACAUAUGAUGGUUCAUAAUAAUCCUGAAGCAUUCGGAGGUAGCAAGAAGAAUGUUCCAGUUGCAGAAGAAGUCCGGAAGGACGGAUUAGCUGGAAAAAGAACUUUGGGACUACGCGUUGUGAGAGCCAUUUAUAUUGUCGAUGGUGUUUCAGGAUUUUAUCGUGGUUUUUUCUCUUCAAUCAUGCUGUACAUUCCUUCUACUAUGGUUUUUUGGUCUACUUAUUACCAUGCUCUAAGCAUCUUCCGGAAAGUCCGGGAAAGGGUAACAGAAUAUGAGACCGGGGUGCGACCCAAAAAUGCAUCUGAAGUAGACGAUCGAAAUUUGUUCCUCGAUCAAGCUGUAUCAGGUUCAAUGGCCGGUAUUGCUUCUGCAAUAGCUACUAAUCCUCUGGAGAUGCUACGUAUUAGAUUACAGGUGCAUAGAACAACAUAUGCCGAAACCAUCUCCAGAUUGUGGAAAUACGAGGGUCAUCGGAUUUUCACGAAGGGUCUUGCACCAAGAAUUGUAAAUAACAGUUUAUACUCAUGUCUUGUGAUGUUAUCAUACGAAACAGUUAAGAAGUUAUGUGUUCUUCCAGAGUAUCAGGAUAAGAUUGUUUGGUAA